This is a messenger RNA of Parasteatoda tepidariorum (common house spider), 2985 nucleotides long. RefSeq names its product menin 1 (gene Mnn1). NCBI's taxonomy places the organism in Eukaryota, Metazoa, Arthropoda, Arachnida, Araneae, Theridiidae. Gene Ontology annotation, cellular component: nucleus; chromatin; histone methyltransferase complex. Gene Ontology annotation, molecular function: chromatin binding; Y-form DNA binding; transcription cis-regulatory region binding. The record is from RefSeq and is a predicted model, not a curated record. Gene Ontology annotation, biological process: regulation of transcription by RNA polymerase II; negative regulation of cell cycle; negative regulation of cell population proliferation.
AAAAUGUAACAAACUAGUGGCUACAGUUAAAAUUUUAAGUCUUGUUAUUUAACUGCGCAUAUUGAAGAUAAAUUUACAAAAUCAAAGAUGGCGUGUUUAAAUGAUUGCGUGAAACGUCAAUUUCCAUUACAAAACAUGAAAGAUGUUAUUCAACUUUUUAGACAGCAAAUUCAAAACAGUGAUGAGCCGAAUUUAGCAUUACUUUCAAUUGUGGCCGGAUACUUAGAAAAUAUGUUUACCUGUAACAGAACUUUGCCACUAAAUUGUGACGUAGAAAAUGCCCUUGAACCUCUCUUUCCGACGGUUGAUUUAUCUACUAUAGAAGCACUAUAUGAAAAGUUCAAAUGUCAAAUUAAGGGGUCUGUUGAUUUGACACAAUAUAAAAGUACCCGGUUCGCUACUCGAGAUUUAGUUAAGAAAGUAUCAGAUAUUAUAUGGGGAUCUUUAACUAGAAGUUAUUAUAAAGACCGUGCUCAUCUUCAAUCACUAUAUAGUUAUUUAACAGGUAAUAAGUUGGAUUGUUUUGGAGUAGCAUUUGCAGUUGUAGCUGCAUUUCAAGUUUUGGGUUUUAAGGAUGUUCAUUUAGCAUUGUCUGAAGAUCAUGCAUGGGUCACUUAUGGAAAAGAAUCUGAAGAGACUGCAGAGGUUACUUGGCAUGGUAAAGGCAAUGAAGAUAAAAGAGGUCAACCUGUUGGGCUUGGUGUUACUGAAAAAUCAUGGCUUUAUUUAAAUGGUUAUCCAGUCAAAUGUACUCGCCGAAUGGAAGUUGCAGCUCUAGUUUCUGGAAUAAAUCCUUCUAUUAAUGCAGUAUCUGAUAGCAUUGAGGUUGCAUGUCUUCAGCAGCAACUCUUAUGGUUACUAUAUGAUUUAAAUCAUCUUAAAACAUAUCCAAUGGCUCUUGGAAACCUAGGUGAUCUGGAAGAAAUAAAUCCUAGUCCUGGCCGUCCACCACCUAUUGAUUUGUUUAGAGAAUCUAUUUUAGCUGCUCAAAGCUUUUAUUGUAAUAUGCAUGUAUAUCCAUACACAUAUAUGGGUGGCUACCUUUAUCGAAAUGGACGGUAUAAAGGAGCUUUAGAAGCAUGGGCAAAUGCUGCUGAUGUCAUCAGGAAGUAUAAUUAUGGUCGAGAAGAUGAAGAAAUUUACAAAGAAUUUUUGGAAAUAGCUAAUGAGUUGAUUCCACAUAUUGUAAAAGUCGUUAGUUCUAACGGUUGUGAACCAUCGGGUCGGGCUGAUAUUCCUCUCUUACAAGAUCCUGAAUGUUUCGCACAUUUACUGAGGUUUUACGAUGGACUUUGCGAGUGGGAAGAAGGUUCCUCUACGCCAGUGCUUCACAUUGGUUGGGCAAAGCCUUUAGUUUCUACUAUAUCUAAAUUUCCUGGAAAUGUGCGUUCUAUGGUGGGUAUUACGGUUCCUGAAACUAAAGUUGAAGAUGAUGACGAGGUAAAAGUUAUUGAAAAUGACAAAACUGAGUCUGAUAAACCUGUGAAUAAAGGUAAAAAAAAGAAUUCUUUGAAUGGUUCUUCAGAAGAAAAAUUGAACAAGCUGCCCUCUAAAGGAAGGAAUUACACACCUGACAAAGAUAAAGGAGGAAGAGGUAAGAGAAAAGGGUCUACUGUAGGCCAAGAAAAUGAAUUUUUACUAACAUUAGAGACACAAAUAAAUUCGGAUGAAGAGCCUCAUCCUAAUAUUAUGGCUCUGGCAGCUGCUUGUGGUGAUAAUAUUUUGAAUCCUGAAUAUUUAUUAGGGUCAGGGGAGCCAUUCUCAUCCCGAUCGUCAAGUGCAUCUUCGACAACAGAAGCAAUUGAUAACAAUAAGUCUAAUGGAACUCCUGUACCUGAUCUCACUACUGUUGAUGCAGGAUUGGAUAUAGAUUCAUGUACAGCUUUUUCUGAGGUCGAUGAAAAAAUCAAUGAUUCUGCCUGUGUUACACUAACAAGUCAGAAAAUGAAAAGACUGAAAGAUCUGCUUCUGGCUGAAAAAUUAAAUACAUCUGCAAUCCAGUUACAGUUAACAGCACAAUCUCAAGUACAGGUGGUCAAGAGAGGUCGCCAGGCUAAUGAAUUUGAGUUUGGAGCUGGGGGCCGCACAACGAAAAGGAGCAGAAGAGAGUGAUGGGCCAUAGUCAGGCCGCCUUGUCCAAGUGUGAUACUUACUGAAGGCGACGGAAGAAGUAGUCGCAACUGUGAUUUUGCAUGUGUAUAUCACUCAUUGUCAGACUUCUUCCUUCUUCAUAUUUUGAGUAUUGUAAAAAAGGGAUAAAGAAGUUGAGUUUUAAAGAAGACUAAAAAAGGUUAUGUAUAUAAUAUAAUAACUAUUCAUACUUUUCUUGUAAAAUGUAUAUUUAAAGAUCAAAACUAGCUUUGUUGAUAAAAGUAUUACUUGUUUUAUUGACAAUUCUAUAAAUAUUUGCCUUGUUCUUAGUCUAAGCAAAUUAAAAUAUUUUAGUAUAUGUUGGCAAUGUUGUUAGUUUAACAUUGGAUAAAAAAUUUUAAUAUGUUAAAAGUCUAUAACUGUACAUUUUAGUGUUGAUUGUUGUGUUAUAUAUUUGAAUCUUGUUUGUACAUUGUUAAUAUGUGUUUUUUGCUUCAUAUUUUAGUGUUUAUUUAAAUACUAAUAACAACAUAUUAAACUGGUUGUUUCACUAUUACUUUUCUAAGCUGUAAGGUAGCACUGAAAAAUCUGGAUUUUUUAUAACAAAAAUAGAUAAAAAAUAUGCUUCUAUUAAUUUUAUUCUUUUUACUUGAGUUUUCCUUAGCGUUUUUUUUUUUUUAAGUGAACAUUAUUAAGUUUUUAACCUUUAACACUCAUUGGGGUUCGUUAUAGAAUCUUCACACUUCUGUUAUUAUUUUGAUGAUGUUCUUUGAAGAUUCUGUUGUCAUAUAAAAUAAAGCUUUUAAGCAAAAAAAAGUUUUUUUUUACUGACCGUUAUGAGUUUUGAUCAGUUACAAGUUAUAUCCAACUUUAAUCAGCCACUUAUAUGCUAAU